UGCUAUGACGUCAUUCAGCUUCAGCCUAAUGUGCGCCACAAAAACAAAAAAAAGAACUAACAGUUCCUUCUUUCUUGUCAUGUAUUUUACAGUAGAUGUCACGUUGUAAUUGGUUACGGCCGGGAACCACUGGGGAACGAGACUGAUCUAUACCCCUCAACAAUUUAAGGGAUUUCCAAAAACAUUCUUUCCCUUUCGUUGAAUCUGACUCACUUCACGUGCAACUAACGAAGCAAUAUAUUAUGGUCCAAAGUGAGAAAGAACACCAUGAGCUCAAGUCAACAUUCACCAGCUGAGAAUGAAUACUUUUCUCAUUCUCUUAUGCUUGCUCUCUGAAGCGGUCUCUGUCAACAUCGUAGCUAGAGGAGACAGCAGGGUUGACUUCAAUGCCGACGCAUCAUAUACCUGCUCCCUUGCAGACCCGACAGGUGUGCUGCAAGUCACCUGGCAGAGGCUGUUCAAAGACGACUCGGUGGAGAAUCUGGCCACCUACAGCAAGCGGUUUGGCGCUCAAAUCAUAGACCCGCACCGAGGCAAGGUGGUUUUCACGGAGGCAUCUCUCAACUCGACGUCCAUUACCGUGAAGAAUGUAACAUGGGCGGACGAAGCCUGCUAUAUUUGUUCCUUCAAUGUUUACCCGAGUGGAUCAAGACGCAAGCAGACGUGUCUUACCGUUCAAGGUGUAUCAGAAGUGAGAGCCACAAUGCAAAAAGUCCCCAGCACUGAACCUGACUCAGACAUGGAAGUUGUGGUCAGCUGCUCUGCCACAGGUAAACCAGCACCUUGGAUCCAAUGGAACAUUUCUGCAGCAGCACUCAUAAAGACACCUAACAACUGGACUGUCAUUAACAAAGACCAAACUGUCACAGCCAUUAGCAACAUCACCCUCCAACUGUUGCCAGGCUCAGGGGGAUACGUGGACUGUAUCGUAAACAAUGGGAUGAGGACACAGAGACACGAGCGGGUCCUGCUUCCUAUUCUCCCUGGAGAGAGGGAGGUUGAAGAGGAUGACAAGAGGACAUCCCCGUGGGCUGUUGCCAUUCCAGUAUUCCUAAUCAUUUCCCUUUUAGUCAUCUUUGGCUGUGUCGAACUUCAAAAGAAAAAAGGUUGCAGGCAAGCAGCGUUGGCAACGACAGCAGACGAGCAGGACCCUGUUAGGAGCAUUGUGUAAACAUCUGUCUGUUGUUGCUGACCGUGCUUAUAUGCACUGUAGCUGACGGCUGUUUUUGUUGAGGACUGGAGCACCUGUUGUUACUGAGCCUGGAUGUUGAACCUUGUUGAAUCAUUCUUACACAGUCAUGAAUAAGCUAAUUAACACAUGCAUUAUACAAGCCAUGAUAUGGUUAAUGCUGUUUAGAGGUACUGAAAUGGCACUUUUAGGUUUGAGAGAUUGAUGACCUCUUGUAGGUGAGUGUUGUGAUAUGAGGUAGGUUACUUGUUGCCUGGCUACCCAAACUCCUUGCUCCGGCCAAACGCCACGCCCAAGGACGUUAGUUUCUUCUUCGCAAUGAGUCUGGAUUUGAGUACCUCCCCAACAUUUCACCGAAUGCCAACACAUUCGGGGGCCAUCUGAUUUGUCCGGUAACGAUGGGUUAAGUCAGAGCUAGAACACACGUGGGUAAAACAGUGGUUUGAAAAUUCAUCAUUGGCUGUUACUCUGAUUGGUUAGAGACAAUCCAAUCGCUGAAGACAUUGUUCUGUACAACACCCAUCAUGCCCCUCGUCACCACAAACAACUUCAUUAAUAACCCUCACCAUAUCCAGACUAAAGUAUGUAGUGAAGGACAAAGCAGCGGAAGAAUUUAGUUUGAGUCGUCAGGCUAGGUUACCUCAUCUAUUAGGACAGCACCACCUACUGUUUGAAUGUACUUUAUUAUAACAUACACCAAGUAGAAUAGAUUUAUCUAUUUAUUUUAUGGUUUUAAAUAACCUAUUAAUCUAUUUUAUUUCAACCCACUUCAAUAUGAUUGAAUUUGUUGCACUUUUGUUCAAGUUAAGUUUACAGUGUAUUGUUAUUAUAAAUCUAUGGAACUACAGAUAGUUUUGUUGUUCUUCAUGUUAUGUCAGUAUAAUGUGUGAAUGUAUUUGAGGCCUUAGAAUGUAAUGGUGAUAAUGUUUGCUCUUUAAUUGUUUGUUAUAUCCUCAUGUUUGAGUUCCUAUUUAUUUAUUUUGAUUAUGGAUGUUACUUGUUGUGUUAGAUUCCAAUUUCCAUUUGAUUUGACGCUGUUUAUAAAUCAGGCUAUUAUUCUCGCUUGAUCUGUACAAUGUUUUCGGUUGUUUAAUAUUCAAAAACAUUCUUUAUAUGUAUUUAUGGAUUGUGUUACCACCUGUUUGAUAUAAAACUAUUCGCCGUAUUUAAAAAAAAAAAAAUACAAAAACAACAACUGCCAAUUGUCUCCUUACUUAAACUUAAAGUCAGGGGUAGGUUCUUAUAGCUCUGUUUCAGUAACAUCGCCAUUUUAAGAUCUGGGGUAGGUUGUUAUAGCUCCUCCUUGUUUACAGUAAUAUCACCAUAUCAGGGGUAGGUUGUUAUAGCUCCUCCUUGUUUACAGUAACAUCACCAUUUACAAUCAGGGUGUAGGUUGUAAUAGCUCGGCGCCAGGCUCACUUGGCUAUGUGUGUGUAAUAUUUCAGCUCCUAUCUGUUUUAUUAUCUGAGAA
Messenger RNA from Salvelinus fontinalis (brook trout), 2660 nucleotides. Its product is annotated as OX-2 membrane glycoprotein-like. Lineage: Eukaryota; Metazoa; Chordata; Actinopteri; Salmoniformes; Salmonidae. The transcript is spliced from 5 exons. Bases 299 to 1171 code for a protein of 290 amino acids. Gene Ontology annotation, molecular function: cell-cell adhesion mediator activity. The record is from RefSeq and is a predicted model, not a curated record.